Molecule: messenger RNA, 4872 nt
Organism: Archocentrus centrarchus (flier cichlid)
Lineage: Eukaryota; Metazoa; Chordata; Actinopteri; Cichliformes; Cichlidae
Gene: slc12a8
Product: solute carrier family 12 member 8
Exons: 14
Coding region: 167-2419 (750 amino acids)
Biological process (GO): potassium ion import across plasma membrane; chloride ion homeostasis; potassium ion homeostasis
Cellular component (GO): membrane
Molecular function (GO): potassium:chloride symporter activity
Source: RefSeq, a predicted model, not a curated record
CAGCUGACGUAUCCAUAUCACGAACACGUUGUCACACUGAGUGGAUUUAAACAAACCUGAGGAAUAAUGAGAUCUUUUUUUUUCUUCUUCUUCUUAUCUUUUGUAAGCAGUGAAUGAAAUGAGACUGUGAAAGUUGUUUUCCAACACUGUACACCAGCAGGCUGCAAUGGAAACCCUACCAGUGGGUUGGACGGUGUACACCUGUGAGCAGGAAAGAGCUGGGACAGGCCUGUUGAAGGGGGAAUCUUCUGAUACUAAUGCACACACACACGUUCAGGAUCUGUUCCAUGAAGAUGCAAAGGGCUUUCAGCAGUCCAGCCAGCCGUGGUGGAGGAUCAAACUGUUUGUGUGGGAGCCGGUGCUUUUCGGCACCUGGGAUGGAGUCUUCACCACCUGCAUGAUCAACAUCUUUGGUGUGGUUCUAUUCCUGCGUACGGGCUACCUGGUGGGGAACACAGGAGUGCUGCUUGGGAUGUUCCUCGUCUCCCUGGUUGUGAUAGUUGCUUUAGUGACCGUUAUGUCAGGAAUCGGCGUGUCUGAACACUGUGGCGUAGGAAGCGGAGGAAUCUACUCCAUGAUCUCCACCAUCCUGGGGGGCAGGGUCGGGGGCACCGUUGGCCUCCUUUAUGUGUUUGGACAGUGCGUUGCUGGGGCCAUGUACAUCACAGGGUUCUCUGAGUCGGUGGCGGAGCUACUGGGUCUGCAGAGUCAGUGGGCGGUACGCUGCAUGUCAGCAGCGGUGCUGCUAGCCCUGCUUGGAAUCAACCUGGCUGGUGUCAAGUGGAUUGUCAGACUUCAGCUGCUCCUCCUGGCUGUGCUGGCUGUCUCUACACUGGACUUUGUCAUUGGCACAUUCGCACACCUUGACCCAGAUCAUGGUUUCAUCGGUUAUUCACCCGGGCUGCUCAGUAGCAACACUCUGCCAGAUUAUAGCACAGGAGAAACCUUCUUUACAGUAUUUGGGGUCUUCUUCCCUGCUGCUACAGGGGUUAUGGCAGGCUUCAACAUGAGCUCAGACCUUCAGCGGCCUGAGCAAAACAUCCCUGUUGGAACACUGGCUGCAGUCUUCACCUCGUGGUUCCUGUAUCUGGUCUUUGUCUUUCUCCUGGGGGCCAUCUGCACCAGAGAAGCUCUACGCUAUGACUUCUUGAUAGCUGAAAAGGUCUCCUUGGUGGGUUUCCUCUUUCUACUGGGCCUCUACAUCUCCUCCCUGGCUUCCUGCAUGGGCGGCCUGUAUGGAGCACCCAGGAUCCUUCAGUGCAUCGCUCAAGAGAGGGUCAUUCCCUGUCUGGCCUUUCUGGGAAGAGGGAAAGGCCCAAACAAGACUCCAGUGGCGGCUAUCUUCCUAACCAGCCUGGUGACAAUGGCCUUCAUUUUCAUCGGCCAAGUUAAUGUACUGGCGCCCAUCGUCACCAUCAACUUCAUGCUCACUUACAGCUUUAUCGACUACUCCUAUUUCAGUGUAGCCAUGACCUUCCACCUUCAGAAUAAAGAGAAGAGUGACACCCUCAUUCUGGGCAAAAGAAACCAGCGCAGAUCCACCAGGCACAGCAGCGCAUCACUGAUUCAAGCCAGUCUUCCAAACUAUGGCAGUGAUGGCUGGAGUCCACAGAGUAAAGGCACUCUGUUGGAGUUCACUAGGGACAUGGACCAGAUAUUUCCACCUGUCUCACAUGUUGACUCUGGAACUGAGAAGAUGUCCUGCAUGCAAGAGCUGAGCAACACAUCCAAAAACAGGAAGGCUUCUGCUAAGCAGAAGCUAAUAGACAGCUUUGGUUUGGACUUGAACAGCAAUGUUUCAUCAGAAGAGAAAGAUGAGGGGAGGAGUUCUGCUCCACUAGAAGAGGAAGCACAGUGGCAGUGCGGAGGUGGGGAGCUCAAAGCUGGAGAGGAGCCUCAAAUCACAGGCCGUACAAACGUUUGUCUCGUUGAGCAGGAUUUGCCUGCUGAGAUUCACAAUCACAACGCAGGUCCUCGCAGUAAAGCAGAACACCAAACCUUUGAAAUCCAACUCAUGCACAACUCCGUCUAUGCAAAGUUUUGUAACCACUGGAUCGCACUCAUUGGGGCACUGAGCUCCAUAUUGAUAAUGUUUGUUAUUCAGUGGGUUUAUGCCUUAACAAACAUAGUAGUUGCCUUGCUGAUCUUCUGCUACAUUGGGAAAACAAGUCCUGGACUGCCAAGAGGAACUGCAGCUCAGUUCAGCUUUUUCGUGUGGCUCAAAUCAACACUGAGUAGCAUUUGCAGGAGAGAAGGCUCACCCCGGGAUGAGAUCGUACUGACGCCCUCUCUGUCGGGGGCUUUGGGGCUAAAAACCAAGCAGCUGACAGAGGAAAAUGCUGACUUUGCCUCUCGUCACCGCUAUCAUCAGUCUUCAUUCAUCAGGGCCGACGAUAUGGUCCAACCACCAUUUCACUGACUGAAUUAAAUAUUGCUUCAGUUACAUGUCACAGCUGACAGCCUGAAUACCACAUUUUCUGCCUCAAACUGUGUCUCAUGUUGCACUAUGGGCAGAAUACUGCUCACUUAUUCUAUUUAUUGAAGACUUUCAGUGGCUCAAAUUAUUUUCCUGUGGUGAUCCAAGGAAAACUAAACUUUGCACAAAGAUUAUGCAGGAGAAUAAGAGACAUAAGAGACUGGAGAUGGCCAAAGUUUGUGAGUUUGUCAUGCAAACAAACAAAUGCAGAGAUUUAUUAUUUUUUCUUAAUGUAAACUUCAGCUUUAACAUUGAAAGUCUCAGCUGUCUCUUUUUUUUUUUGCCAUACCAUUACAGUGAUGGUUUUGUGGCAUUAAUAUAUCAGAUACAAAGCUUUAAAUAUAUAGCAGUUUGGCGAAGGCCUUCUUGCAGAGCUUUGAUUAUUUAAAAAAAAAAAGAAUAGACUGAUGCUCCUUCUAACAGGACGAGUAGUUAGCACAAAGAAGGUUCCUUCACAAUAUUGGUCUGCUUGUGGACAGCUGGAGCCUGUCUUUGUGGGGUUUGCAUGUUCUCCCUGGGCAUGACUUUCCUCCUGGUAUUCCGGCUUUCUCCCAGAGUCCAAAGAUAUGCACGCUAGCUUAAAUGGUAACUCUAGCCAUGGGUGUGAAGUAGAAAUAUACGGAUGAUAAAUACUUUAUCCCAUACUUGGGGAAAAAACUUUUGCUAUAAUAAUGAUGAUAAUAAUAUCUGGCAGAUGAUUCUCCGCCAGACAGAGGGUAAUAACAUGUGAAAGAGUUCCUAUAUGUGUCAGUCUGUUAGAGAAGGUGCUUCACUGCCUGUCAAGUAAGCAGUGCAGAGGGUGGUCAGGAUUAUCCAUUGAUGGAUAAGAGUUUGUUCAAUGACCACCUCUCCACUACAGCCAAUCACAGAACCAGCCUUCCUAAACAGUUUAUUCAGUCUGUUGGUGUGACCAGCUCUGCGGCUGCUCUCCCAGCAGAUCACAGUAAAGUACACUGCACUCACCAACACUGAUAGAGAAUCUCUAUCAUUUUGCUGCACACACUGAAGGAUGUAUGUAAUAAAGAGCUGUAUGGGCAGUAAAACUACAAAACUGUUACAUAAAUGCCAUUCCAUUUCCCUUUUCUUACACCUAAAGCCACUUUUGGCUGUUUCCUUGUCACAAGCAGUCUCCACAGUGGGUAACUCUGCAUGUUUUGAUUUGGCGGCAUUUUACGGUGGAUACCCUUCCUGACGCAACUCCAAAGGGGAUUUGUCCAUUUCUAUUGACACCUAAGAAUCAAAAUCAGAAACUAAUGCUUUGUUUAAUGUAUACUAUCUGGACAAAAGUACUUAGCCGCCUGCAAGUUGCACUUAAAGGAGCUGCUUGGCCAUGGAAACACACCAUGAACCAUGAAGCUCUGGGUGCAUGGCUUUUGUGCUGAUGUUAACCCAGAGGAGGUUUGGACUCAAAAACCCUGCUCUAACUGUACAAGGUCUGCCACUUUGUGCCCGAGUUGCUGUGGUUCCUAAAUGCUUCCACUUUGCAGUCUAGGAAAAAACUUUGUCUAGGAAGGAAGAAAUUUUGCAAACUACUUCAUCCUAUUGAACUACCAUGCUUGAAUUCAGUGAGCUCUUUAGAACGACCCACAAAUGUUUGUAAAGGCUAAUUGCUUGAUUCUAUAUACAAUGGGACUGAAAACUUAAGCGGUGAGGCCCAGUAUUUUUGUUCAUAUAAUAUAUAAUUCUUCAGAUAAUGAGGUUUUUCUUUUUUUUUUUUUACUCUUCUGCUUAAAAAAAACAAACAUUGCCAGCAGCCUGUCAUCACACACAUCCAGCACAUGUACAAAGCACAGCUUUUCAUUUCAUCAGUCAUGGAAGAAACAAAAAUAUUUGAAGAUGCUAUCUGGUUUGAAUUAAACACAUGCUAAAUAUUUUUUUUUUAGUUACAAGUGUGAAUUGCAUGUAUUACAAAGUUCAAGAGUCCGCAUUUGAGCAAAGCUGUGAAAACCACUUCCUCUUAUCCUGUUGUUGAGUGUAACAACCUGCCAGCAGGCACACAAGACUGUUAACCUGCUGAUUGCUUAUUUCCUUAUCACCGGUCUGAGCUGUGGAGGAGUUGGUAUGCUCAUCUAAGACUAAGUUGGUCUGCGACUUUCAGUCAAGGCCCAAUGGCUUGAAAUGUGAGCAGUCAGAAUUAAAUGUACUGUGGAGGCCACUGUUUCAAGCGCCUGACUGAAACAGUGUUAACCCCAGUUCCCCCAGAAGUUCUUUUGAACUUCAGAGCACACAAAUGUCUGCCUGGUAAUUGAGCCUGGCUGUGGAUGUGCAUAUACAAGCUCAUUCUGCAGCCCGACAGUGGCUUAGAGUCAUAAAGGAGUAACUAAGCAGUAAACAAGAAGAACAAGGAUUCCUGCAGCAGCUGGACUAGUUUUCACAGAUGAGAUAAUUUCCCGUGA